AUGCUACCGUACAAAAUCCUCAUUCCCUCCCUCCUCGCCAUCCCAACCCUAGCCACCAUCCCAUCAACCCUCGCCAAAAUCACCACCGACAUCCGCGCCCUGAACCAAUCCCUCGCCACCUUCACCGGCGACGACACCAGCCUCACCAACGUGCUAGGAAACUCGACGGCCCUCAAAAAUGACAUCAACGCAGGCGCAACCGAAGCACGCGCUUCACCGCCAGUGGCAUUCAAGGACGCCCUGCAGCUUGCGUCGGCGACGGCACAGCUCGCGGCCGACACGAGGAGCACCAUCACGACGCUGAUUGCGACAAAAACGGCGUUUGACAAGGUCGGCGUGACGGAGAUUGUGGUCUCGAUGGUGAAGGACCUGAAGAGUGCGACGGGGGAGUUUAGCGGCGCGGUGAUUGAGAAGUUGCCGCUGGAGUUGGCGCCGGUGGGGGAGCAAUUGGUUGGGUUGAUUGAUGGGCAGUUUGAGAGGGGGAUUGGUGCUUUUGAGGGGGAUGCGUGUGAGGCUGGGUGA
Molecule: messenger RNA, 522 nt
Organism: Pochonia chlamydosporia 170
Lineage: Eukaryota; Fungi; Ascomycota; Sordariomycetes; Hypocreales; Clavicipitaceae
Product: hydrophobic surface binding protein A domain-containing protein
Exons: 1
Coding region: 1-522 (173 amino acids)
Cellular component (GO): extracellular region
Source: RefSeq, a predicted model, not a curated record